AGACAUUAUUAUUAAAUAUUAAUUAAUUAACGCUGUGACUUUAUUAACUUUUAAGCUGUUAAUCGUUAUAAUUACAUUUUUUCGUUUAUUAGCUAUUUGGCUUGUUAAACUUUUUCUACUAUAUAGUGUACUGAAUUGUAUUUUACCGGAAUAACCUUUUCCUAUGAUUUUUAACUAUACAUUUAUCUAAUUGUACCUAUUGUUUUGUUUAUUUUAAAAUACUUCUUGAAUAUUGUAUUUUCCUAUCUUUUAUUUUGGAUUUUUACUUCUAACAAGUAACAAUAAUAUUAAUUUUAUACAUAAUUACAUUUAAAAGUGCCAAAAGUUAUUAUUUUUAAAGGCAAUCUAAUACAAAAUUUAAAUUUAUUUUUCAAAAUGAGUAUGUUAUUUGAUCAAAUAAAAUUGUUACACAGUCAAAAGUUACACUCCAAUGUCAUAAAAGUGGCAGAGAUGGUUUUAAAAGUUAGUGAACACUCAACAGAUAUCUUAACAGCCCCACAUAAAUUCCGUAUAUUAGCAUAUCAGGGUGAUUCACAUUAUUACUUAGGUAAUUAUCGUCAAGCAGAAGCUGCGUAUAAAACAGCAUUGACCUUUAAAGAUGCCUGUUCUACAGCAAAAGCUACACAAAAACAAUAUGAUGGCUUAAAAGAUCCUAUGCCUGAUUUAGAUAUAAAAUAUCAUUUGCAUUUAUGUUUGGUGAAAUUAAAAGAUAAUAAACAGGCUUUAGCUAUUUUACAAUCAGUACCAUCCAAACAAAGAAAAACUAAAAUUAACAUGGCCAUAGCAAAACUAAAUCAUCAAAUGGGCAAUAUUGUUCAUGCUGUUACUGCUUAUAACAAAGUUUUAAAAGAAUGCCCACUAGCAAUUGAAGCAGCUGAAGGGCUUUUGAGCUUAGGUGUUAAAGGAAAUGAAGUAAAUGCUAUUAUGUUAGAAAUGGUUGGAAUUAAUGGACUUGAAUGGAUUAGUGGUUGGAUAAAAGCCCAUGCCUAUCUAUUUCAACAGACUGAAUAUCCUGCAGCUAUUAGUACCUUAAAACAGUUGGAUGAUAAUUCACCUUUAUGCAAUAGUAAUAGAUUAUUAGUAGCUAUUGGAAGAUCAUAUUAUUUUUAUGGAGAUCGUAAAAAUGCACUAAUUUACUUACAAAGAGCUUACAGGUUAAAUCCACUUAUGCAAGAUGGCCUGUGUACUCUAGCUAUGUGUCUAUACAUGGAAAAACACAACAGAGAGUUAGAAAAAUUACUCCCGACAAGUUAUGCAGAUGAAUCAUCGAUUGAUUCCCAUAUGUGGAUUGUUCUUGCUUUUGUAUGCUAUAGUAAUAGUAAUUAUUCAAAAGCUUUGUGUUUGGCGCAAAAGGCUUGUUCUGUUGAUUCAAGAAAUAUUGAAGCAUUAUUGUUGCACGGAAUGAUAUUAACAAGUAUGAAAAAGUAUUCUGAUGCUAUUUUACAAUUUCGUAAAGCUAAUGAUAUUGCUUCUUAUCUGUUCGAUCCACAUAAAGGUAUGGUAGAUUGUUACAUAGCAUUGCAUAAGAUGAGAAAUGCUGUGACAGCUGCUAGCAAUUGUUGUAAACAAAUGAAUAACCAUCCAAAAGCAUUAACUUUAUAUGCUUCAAUAUUAAUGAAAGAUCCAAUGACUGUUGGCAAAGCAAAAAUACUUUUGGAAAGAGCAUUAAAUGUUGACGAAUAUUAUCUUCCAGCAAUAUAUAUGAUUGCUCAGAUAUUUGAACAAGAAGGAAAUUACAGUCCUGCUGUUGCUGUAUUACAUAAGCAAGCAUUAGAUCAACCAACUUGUAGAUUAUAUCAAAUGUUGGGUGAUUUAAGUGUCAAACAAAAUCAAUUAGAAAAAGCAUUUGACUUCUAUUAUUCUGCACUAAAUCUUGACCCGAAUAACAAACGAGUUAUGGAGAGUUUAGAGGGUUUGGGAAAACCGUGCAAUACUUCAACAGCCACAUCCGCAGAUUCUACUGGACCCGUUUUAAAUGGUUCACUUUUAGAUGCGACAUUUAGUGGUGUUAAUAAUGCUGAAAAUGAAUCAACACCAUUCAAUAAUGCUGUACAUGAAGAAGAUACAUUCAUGGAUUCUGAUCAUGAAGGAUCUGGAUCUGACAUAUCUAUAUAAUUCAUGACAGUUUUUACCUAUGCCAACGAACUCGGAUAUUAUAAGUUUUCUUAUUGAUCUGCCUUGUGAUUAUGACAUGAAUAGUGGACAAUCUCACCAUUUGGGCAUCUUACAAAUGCACUGAAACAUUAAGAUAAUGAACAUUUUGUUUUUUAUUAUUUAAUUAAUUAAAAUACCUUUGAUUUCCAAA
Rhopalosiphum padi (bird cherry-oat aphid) is the source of this 2305-nucleotide messenger RNA. It is a transcript of the gene APC7, whose product is annotated as anaphase-promoting complex subunit 7. The record is from RefSeq and is a predicted model, not a curated record. NCBI's taxonomy places the organism in Eukaryota, Metazoa, Arthropoda, Insecta, Hemiptera, Aphididae. Gene Ontology annotation, molecular function: protein binding. The transcript is spliced from 10 exons. Gene Ontology annotation, biological process: cell division. The coding region runs from base 376 to 2115 and encodes 579 amino acids.